Messenger RNA from Penicillium malachiteum, 627 nucleotides. RefSeq names its product SAM-dependent methyltransferase. The record is from RefSeq and is a predicted model, not a curated record. Gene Ontology annotation, biological process: peptidyl-arginine methylation. The transcript is spliced from 5 exons. NCBI's taxonomy places the organism in Eukaryota, Fungi, Ascomycota, Eurotiomycetes, Eurotiales, Aspergillaceae. The coding region runs from base 1 to 627 and encodes 208 amino acids. Gene Ontology annotation, molecular function: protein-arginine omega-N monomethyltransferase activity.
AUGACUGAUCAGAAGACCAGGGCCUUUGUGGUCGAACACCUAGAUCCCGAACUGGGUCCGUGGUCCGCGUUGGAAUAUGCUUGCAUUGCUCGCGAAUCGCACGACCGCGGGGCUCGGUUCCUUCUGAGCUCUGUGCCUGCCGAGCUGCAAAUGCCCGCUGACCUUGCUGCUACCCGUGGACUGGAGGUCGAGCAGCGUAGUGUCGAGGAUGUCUUUGCGCAUUGCAAGGAGAGAGUUUGUCUAUUGGAUCCUUCUGCUACUGUGGAAUUGAGCCCCGAGGAUGGUGACAACUUUGAUGUGUUUUUGUUCGGUGGUAUUCUCGGUGAUGAUCCCCCACGAGACCGUACUUCUGAACUCCGCAAAAAGGGCUAUGUUGGUCGACGUCUUGGUCCUAAGCAGAUGACCACUGAUACCGCUGUGCGAGUAACUCGCAUGGUCGUACAUGAGAAAAUCCCAUUGGAGAAGAUCAACUAUGUUGAUUACCCCGAAAUUCUGAUCAACCAACAUGAGCGUACUGAGAUGCCCUUUCGCUAUGUGACAGAUGAGAAUGGAGAACCAAUCAUGCCCGCAGGGAUGGUGGAUCUGAUUAAAAAUGAUGCCGACAAGGACGUUGGUGAUCUUUUCUAA